AAAAGGAGAGGGAGAGUUGAAACAUGGCGGCCAAGGGCGUGAGAAGGGCCCUUAAGCUAUCAGGAAAAGCACUCUUCGGUCGUUCAACAGCUGCGUCUUCUGGUCCGAAUGUCGGAAAAUCAGCAGGAUUUACUUUCGCGAAUGGGUCAUCAUCUACUUCAUCUCGUUCGUCACUUGGCAGGCUCACAUCCUCCAGGGUCCCUGUGGAACUGAGUGCAGGGGUUUCGCUUAUACCUUUACAUAGCGUUACUGCUUCAGCUUUACUCACUUCGUUGCUGUCUCUUAGCAAUCAAACCUGGGGUUGCUUAUCUGAAGGAUUCGGAACGACACUAUAACAUGCCCCUGCAAGUUCUUACUUGUCAGAUUCCAAGAAACUUGUUUCAUCACCGGUGGCAUAAUUUGCAGUUUUUUCCCCCAAAGGUUUUAAGAUUAACAUUUCUUCAAAGGGCUUCUUUGUUCUGUUUAUUUAUACUAUUGUCAUCUUCAGUCUGAUGAUUCCCAUCUGCCUUGAAAUUAAACUACUCUUUUUUUUGCUAGAGUUUUACUUAAAAAAGAAAUCUAUUGAAAGAGUUGGACUUUCUUGUAAUUUGACGUAUGUGUUUUAGUCUUUGAAUCUCAUCACAAUUACCAGUUA
This is a messenger RNA of Brassica oleracea var. oleracea, 634 nucleotides long. Its product is annotated as protein NUCLEAR FUSION DEFECTIVE 6, chloroplastic/mitochondrial. Bases 24 to 335 code for a protein of 103 amino acids. Lineage: Eukaryota; Viridiplantae; Streptophyta; Magnoliopsida; Brassicales; Brassicaceae. The transcript is spliced from 3 exons. The record is from RefSeq and is a predicted model, not a curated record. Gene Ontology annotation, cellular component: mitochondrion.